This is a messenger RNA of Camellia sinensis, 2451 nucleotides long. RefSeq lists its product as uncharacterized. Gene Ontology annotation, molecular function: RNA polymerase II cis-regulatory region sequence-specific DNA binding; DNA-binding transcription factor activity, RNA polymerase II-specific. Lineage: Eukaryota; Viridiplantae; Streptophyta; Magnoliopsida; Ericales; Theaceae. The record is from RefSeq and is a predicted model, not a curated record. Gene Ontology annotation, biological process: regulation of DNA-templated transcription. Gene Ontology annotation, cellular component: nucleus.
CUCUCUCUCAGGUCCCUUCUGUUUCUCGCAUUAAAUCGACGGUUUUCUGAUUGAGUUUUUCUUACAAUUCUUUCUCUUAGCUCUGUUUGGUUGCUGGGAAAAUGUGGGAAAGUUGCGAAUUCAUAUCCCUCACUCUUAACACAUGAAUUUCUGAUUUGUUUCUCUUAAUUUUUUUUUGAAGUUUAAGUUGAAUGUAUGUGUAGUUUUGGGUUUUCGCUCGAUUGUCAUGUUGUUGAUCAUCUCUGUGACUGUAGUUGAGGAAGGAAAUCGGGAAAGAGAUCAUGGUGGAAGUGAAGGAGGAGGAAGAGUACAUUGUGGGUUUAACUAAGGAGGUCCAAUUCGCUUCGUGCUCUCCGGUUUCUGACAGCAGUUGUUGCGAUAACCUUACCCCGAGAUCUCCAUCUGUUCAAGGGAUGAUAACGUGUCCAAUGAAACGUUCAUCACAGGCUGGCUGGACAGAGGAAGAGGAUAAUCUGUUAAGUGAAGUUGUCCGAAAGUUCAACGGGAAAAAUUGGAAGAAAAUAGCUGAAUGUAUUCCUGGACGGACAGAUGUCCAGUGCUUGCAUCGUUGGCAGAAGGUUCUUAAUCCUGAACUCGUCAAAGGACCUUGGACAAAGGCGGAGGAUGAUUGCAUAAUUGGAUUAGUUGAGAAGUAUGGUUGUAAGAAAUGGUCUGCUAUUGCAAAGUUCUUACCAGGUCGAAUAGGCAAGCAGUGCCGAGAAAGGUGGCACAACCAUUUAGACCCAGCUAUAAAAAAAGAAGCAUGGACCAAAGAGGAGGAGGUUGUUCUUGCUUAUUACCACCGCAUCUAUGGGAACAAGUGGGCAGAAUUAGCAAGAUUUCUACCUGGAAGGACUGAUAAUGCAAUAAAAAAUCACUGGAAUUGCUCGGUGAAGAAGAAGUUGGAUUUAAAUUUGCUUCCUAGUUCUGUACAAACUGCACCUCCUGAAUUUUACAGCCGAGGAACAAAAUCAGUAUGCACAGAGGUUACAGUAGCAACACAUGGAGUUAGUGAAACAGGUUCUCCUGAUCCCAGAAGGGGUAAGAAGCAUGUUAGUGAGACUUGUUCAACUGAGUUGGUUCUUGGAAAUGCUAAUGUAGGUGAUCGGUGUUUAGAAUUGAAUCCUUCUAGGAUAGGUACCUGUCGAUCUUCAGAAGCAGGGGUAAAUAAACUGCUAAACCCACUUAGGAGGAUCCAGUCUAACGGGACAGAUGCAGUUGCAAGUGGUUUGACCAGUGAACCAUGCCAUGGCAAUGGUUAUCAUGAUACACAUGGCCCUUUGAAAGCCUCUUCUUUGGAUGAUUUCUUUCUUGCAUCUGGUUCUACUAAAUCCAGUUUCACUCCUCUCAAUGUUGUUCUUCCUGUUGCUCCCGAGAGAAUGUUUGAGUCUCCUAAAAGGCAUAAGGGUUGUGGUCUGGGCAUUAUGAAUUCGGAAUCUGGGGGCUUGUCAAGCAAUUCCUUCUUAAGUUUGUCAACAUUUGGGUUUCGUGAGCACAAAGGUGAAUUUGGAAAGAAAAACAUAGUCCAUGUAACACCUCAUCCAGAGGACAAAUACAAUGGAUUCUUGUGUAAUAAGCCGCCCCAUUUGAAGGAUUCUGUUAUUCCCAAGGAAACUGGUGCUGGAUGUGCAAGUGUCGACCCCCUUGAUCUUGCACUAAGUAUCUCUGUUAGUGGUAGCAGUCCAGAAUCUUCGUUGAGGAAAUCAGUGAUGAGUUAUAAAAAUACUCCUUCAAUUAUAAGAAAGCAAACUUCAAGAGAAGCUGACAGUCGUCAUUCUUCUGAUUGCAACUACACUUCUGCACAGAAUUCAUGUACUCAUGAAGGGGACUUUACAAAUGUGAAGCAGGGUGUGCAUUCUCUGUUUCAUAGAUCACAAACAUCAGUUGUUGAUAGAUCUCUUGAAAAACGACUGGAAUAUGAGUUUGAUAAGGAAUGGGAUUCUGCUACAGUUAGAUGUUUCACCCCAGUUUCUGCAACUGCAACAUCUCUCCUCUAUUUUGGUGCAAAUAUGAUGUUGACUCCUUAAACUGUAAAUUAGAUUACAAUCAACAAGCUGAUUGCAGAGCACAGAGUUUUUGAAUUGCCCGUUCCAGCGGAUAAAGUUGAAAUUCACAGAUAUAAUAUAUAAAUAAAUAUAUACACACACACACAUAUAUAUAUAGAUUCUCCUUGCACACUGUUUGGGAGGGGAAACCUCACAAUAAUUUUCGUUGUUGUGUAAAUCUGUCUUUCAGUUUUACCUUUUAUUUUUCUAUGUUAUAACAAAAAAUAGCAAUGCAUACACAAAUGGAUUGAAAAAAUUGAAGAACAUUUGUGAGGCCUUGCUGUUGUAGAAUUUUGAAGCUUCCAUUGUUGUCAAGAAGGUGAGGUGUUUGCAUCAACAUCCCACUGUAUGAUUUUGUUGUUCAUUUGCUUGGAAUUUUGGUUCCAGCAAGUUUUUAGACUUUUAA